CCAAGUUUGUGUCAUUCCAGCUUCGCACUCCUCAGACUCCAUCCUCUCUCUCUCUCACAUACGCGCGCGCAGAGGCCGGAGUGCGCAGCAGAGUUUAAAUAUAGUCGCAAGCACACCUUCGCCAUUUCUGCAAGCUUGCGAGAAUCAUAAGCCCUCGCCUCCGUUACACUGUUUCACACAAAAGAAAUAUCUCCACAAGAAACCCUCCAAUUUCGCACGUGAUUACGACAUACAUUACUCAGGGAGCCGAUGAUUGAUCCGAGCUCAUCAAUUCCGGAACUAAUCAAAUUUAUUAAGCACUCAUUUCGCAAAUGCGAGUUUGAUGAGGUGCAGAAUACAUUGAUGGAGCGGGAAAAAAGUAUGAAAGUUGAAAUGGAAAAGCUUGUCAGAGAUUGUGAUGAACUGAAGAAACAGGUUGAUUUCCUGGAGCGCUGUUUGGGCUAUUCGGAGUUGGAGAAGUGUGAUCUGGAGGAGAAGCUGAGAGAGAGUCAGAAGAGAGGUGACGAGUUGGAUAAAAUGCUCGUCCAAACGAACGAGAAAUUUGAGAAAUUGAGGAGGGAAAAACACGAUGUUGAGAACGAGCUGGUUAGGAGUAUUGGAAAAUACGAGGAGAUGGAUGAACGGCUCAUCAAAAUGGGGAAGGAGAUUGAGGAAUUGAGGCGAGAGAGCCUUUCUGCAAAUAAAACAAUAGAGGAGUUGAAGGCAAAGGAGAUUGAGGCUGAUCGCGUUGCGCAGGAACUGAAGCGCCAAAAUAAUGAGACAGCACCUACUGACACUGAACUGGAGAAGAAUAUGCAGAAUGGCGAGGUGAACCCGGAAGAAGAUAGGGCUACCGAGUCACCUGAAUUUCCUGCAAUUUCUGGUUCACACCUGAGUGUAAUGCAAUCGGGUGGUGAAGUGCCUGCAGAGAAGACAGUAGCUUCAUCUUCCGCUGCUGGAAAGGUUGUGAUCGUCAUAUGUGAUAGUGACAGCAAUGAUGAAACUCGUAUUCCUGACACUUCGUCUUGGCAGACAAAGGGGAGAAAAAUAAGCACAUCUGCUACGCCAUCUCGCUGUCGUUCAUUGCCCAGCAGCAGAGUUGAAGAAAGAGCUGGUGCUCUUCAAAAGUCUCAUACCGGAGAUCGUAUUGAUUCUACAGAUUCGGAUGAUUCAAUCUCAGCUGGCUACACGAACAACCUCAUUGCGACGAUUGAAAGUAAAGGAAACAACAAAAAAGUAGGUACAGCUGCCUCGCCACCGCCUAGCUGCCCAUUGAUGCCGUCCCGUUGCACAACACCGGUUGUUGAGCCUAGGUUUACGUGGGCGAGACCAUUAAUGCAAGGAUAUAAGUGUCGCAUCAACCAAUAUGUGCGCGAUGAGGUUGUGGAGCUUGUGGGGUUGACAUUACGGGCAGUAGGUGGUGAGGAAGCUGUUGAGAGAUUUAGGGAAGGACCAUUUGGUCACUUUCUUGAUUUGAGGAUAGGAAAUAGCGCUAAUAAUGCACUACAUGAGCUUAUGGCCCACGAGCUAGAAGAUGCUAGCUUCUCAGAGCAGGAGAGAUGGUUUCACAUUGGUGGCACUGAUAUUGUAUUCACUGCGCAAGAUUACAUGCUUGUGACUGGGUUGGCGUUUACAAAAAAGAACUACGACCCCAAUUCGAAAAAGCAUGAGAUUUCUCAGACUUCCAUGUUCUGUAGGAUAUCAAGAGGGAAAAGAAUGAAAAUCGACAUGCUUCGCCAUAUUUUCAAUGCACAAGAGUUUGGUGACAAUGUGGAUGAUUAUUUGAAAGCUGCUAACAUAAUUUUUCUAUACCAUCUCCUCAUAUGCAGCGGUAAUGUGUGGAUAGCAGAUUGGGUGUGGGCAUUGGUAGAGGAUGUGGAGCGUUGGUCAAGUUUUCCUUGGGGAGCUUACUCAUAUCAAAUUUUGUGUCAUAAUAUGAGCAUUUUGUAUAAGCAUCCGGAUUUCUUCACUGGUGAUACAUAUCACUUCUUUGGACCUAUUUGGGCUUUACAGAUUUGGUCCUACGAGGCCAUUCCGGCUUUAGGACGAGUUUGCGGAACCCGAGAUGAUGAGAUGCGAUUUCCUCGCUGUUUGAUGUGGAAGACACAUAAAAGCACGACUGGUUUGACUUCUUUUUUCGACCGGUCGUUACAGGUUGAGCCUUUGGAAGUUAAUUCGACUGAAGAAUCUAAGAAUUAUUAUAUGAUGUUUGUAGAAUGGCAGAGAGGGGAGCAUGAUGUCUUAUUUGUAGCAUCCAAGAGGAAUGCCACGAAGAAAUUGCCUUAUGCAAAACAGAUGGAGAUGUUUGGUAAUAAAAAAAAAGCAAUUUCUUGUGGAGCAGAUUCGGGCCCUUCUAAAAGGAAACAUAAGGAUAUCGAGCAUCCAUGUCCUGAGGCACGCCACACAUUUGGGCAUGUCCGAAAGCGAUGCCCGAGUGCUUGCAAUGAGGCUGGACUGGAGACGGAGCCUCUUCUUAAAUGCUGUUUGCAUGGACUUCCCUGUCGGUCUUCUGAGAUUGAUGAUGAUGCUCAUUUUGCUCGUCUUGCUCAGAGAAUUGCGCCAUAUAUGCCAGUAGAUGCUUCUGAGAUAGGUUGGAUAGAUGUGCUUGCUCGCCGAUUAGUGCAAAUGACCAGCGGUAGGCCGAGCACUUCACAAGCUUGCUCUAGUUCCCGUAGCAUCCCUGCUACGAGAAGUCAUGAUCACUUUCAUCCGAUAUCAUCCGAGCAUGAUGUUGAGCACCCAACUAAGGAUGUCGUUGAGCAUUUUCAGCCCAUGUGCCCUGAUUGUCCAUAACUGUGUACUGAGUUAUGCAACUGUGUUUAAAAAUUAAUUGUACUGUUUUUCAUAACUGCGUGCUGAGUUAUGCAACUGUGUUUAAAAAGUAAUUGUGUACUUAAUGUCAAUAUAUGUGUACUAAGUAAUUGUGUAUCCGUGUAAUUGUAUGCUCGUGUAUCUAACUGUGUAGUCGUGUACUUGUAUAUAACUGUGUACUUAUUGUCCGUUUCUCAAGAAAUAAUUGUAUUCUUAUUG
Messenger RNA from Salvia miltiorrhiza (redroot sage), 3009 nucleotides. RefSeq lists its product as uncharacterized. The transcript has 5 exons. The record is from RefSeq and is a predicted model, not a curated record. Bases 250 to 2772 code for a protein of 840 amino acids. Lineage: Eukaryota; Viridiplantae; Streptophyta; Magnoliopsida; Lamiales; Lamiaceae.